AUGGCACAAGUGAGCGCCACCAAACUAUUCCUUGCCCUCAUAGGCAUCCUUACAAUAGCGCUGCUCGCGUACAAAGUGUUCUCUGUCAAUUCAAAAUCGAAGUUCAAUCAUCCUCUUCCACCCGGCCCGAAACCAAGACUGUUGGUGGGAAAUCUACCCGACCUUCCACCCACUGGCGCCAAAGAAUGGCUUCACUGGAUCAAGCAUAAGGAGCUUUACGGUCCUAUCAGCUCUCUCACAGUUCUGGGCCAGACCCUGAUCAUUAUCAACGAUUACAACGUGGCAGUCGAGCUGAUGGAGAAGCGCUCCGCCAUCAACUCUUCGCGACCACAUAUGGUGUUUGGGUCUGAAAUGUGCGAUUGGGGAAAGGCGCUUGGACUAAUGCCUUACUCGACUAAAAGUCGUGCACUCAGAAAAGCGCUGCACACCGUGCUUGGCACUUCUGCUGCUAUUGACCCGUUCCGACCGCUUCUCGAGCUGGAAACACGGCGGUUCCUGCUCAAAGUGCUUGACAAUCCUCAAGAUGUGCUUCAGCUUAUCCGGACGCAAGCUGGCUCUAUUAUUCUGAAGAUUAGCUAUGGCUAUACAAUCGAACCAAGUGGGCACGAUCCGCUGGUGGAUCUUGCAGAGGAAGCCCUUGACCAGUUCUCGAAGGCUUCCACGCCUGGAGUCUGGAUGGUGGAUGUGAUACCUGCGCUCAAGUAUCUUCCUGAAUGGCUUCCCGGGACUGGCUUCAAGAGCACCGCACGGCAGUGGAAAGCAACUCUUCAUGCGGCGGCGGAGAUCCCAUACAAGUUUGUGGAGCAAAAGCUUCGCAGCGGGACGGCCGAGCCUUCGUACCUUUCAAAGCUCAUUCAAGAUGAUAAAGGAUCGCUCGCCCCGGAGGCCGAAGAUGUUGCUCGGUGGUCUGCCUUCUCACUGUACGCGGGAGGCGCCGAUACCACCGUGUCGUCCAUGGGCUGCUUCGUCCUGGCCAUGACGCUCUAUCCCGAAGUCCAACGCAAAGCGCAAGCCGAGAUCGACGCGACCAUUGGCUCUUCUCGCCUGCCGACAUUUUCCGACCGCGCGGCCCUUCCCUACGUCGACGCGUUAAUCAAGGAGGUUCUUCGUUGGCAUCCAGUGGCGCCGUCGGGAGUCCCUCACUUGACAACCAAGGCUGAUGUCUACGAGGGGUAUUUGAUCCCUGAAGGCAGCCUUUUGAUUCCCAACCAGUGGGCCAUGCUGCAUGACGAGACCGUCUAUCAUGACCCCAAAAGGUUCGACCCUUCGCGCUUUCUUGGUCCAAAUGCCGAGCCAGACCCUCAUAACCUGGCAUUCGGGUUCGGCCGUCGUAUCUGUCCCGGCAGACUGUUCGCCGAUGCGACGCUGUUCUCCACCAUUUCCGGGUUUUUGGCCGUUUUUGACGUGCGCAAGUGCGUCGAGAAUGGAAAGGAAAUUGAUCCCGUCGUGGAUUUCGCCUCGGGCAUCAUCAGUCACCCCAAGCCGUUCAGAUGUGAUAUCCUACCGCGGUCAGCCAGUCACGAGAAGCUGAUUCGGUCCGUCGAGGUUGAUCAUCCCUCUCCGGAACACGGCGACGCAAAAUUCCUAGCUAACCAAAUCAUGGUAUAG
Fonsecaea multimorphosa CBS 102226 is the source of this 1608-nucleotide messenger RNA. RefSeq lists its product as uncharacterized. The record is from RefSeq and is a predicted model, not a curated record. NCBI's taxonomy places the organism in Eukaryota, Fungi, Ascomycota, Eurotiomycetes, Chaetothyriales, Herpotrichiellaceae. Gene Ontology annotation, molecular function: monooxygenase activity; oxidoreductase activity, acting on paired donors, with incorporation or reduction of molecular oxygen; heme binding. The transcript has a single exon. Bases 1 to 1608 code for a protein of 535 amino acids.